Molecule: messenger RNA, 1269 nt
Organism: Pseudomassariella vexata
Lineage: Eukaryota; Fungi; Ascomycota; Sordariomycetes; Amphisphaeriales; Pseudomassariaceae
Product: endopolygalacturonase
Exons: 3
Coding region: 1-1113 (370 amino acids)
Biological process (GO): pectin catabolic process
Cellular component (GO): extracellular region
Molecular function (GO): polygalacturonase activity
Source: RefSeq, a predicted model, not a curated record
AUGCUGUCCAAUAUUUUCCUCUGCAUCUGCGCCCUUGCAUCCUUUGCCACCGCCACUCCGACCUUGACUGCUGUUGCCCAGCUCAACGACCGCGCUAGCACCACGUGCACGUUCACUGAUGCUGCGAAAGCCAAGUCAGGCAAGACUUCUUGCACCACCAUCUACCUCAAGGACAUCGUUGUGCCUGCUGGCACUACGCUGGACCUGACGGGCCUCAAGGCAGGCACUCAUGUCAUCUUCCAGGGCAAGACUACCUUUGGCUACAAGGAGUGGUCGGGACCUCUGAUCUCCUUCUCUGGCACCAACAUACUCAUUGAGGGUGCAUCGGGUCACAGCAUUGACGCCGACGGUGCUCGCUGGUGGGACAGCAAGGGAACCAAUGGUGGCAAGACCAAGCCUAAGUUCUUUUACGCCCACAAGCUCAUUAACUCCAACAUCAAGGGCCUCAGCGUGAAGAACACGCCCGUCCAGGGCUUCAGCAUCAACGGUGCCCAGAAUCUCGCUGUCUACGAUGUGACCAUCGAUAAUUCAGCCGGUGACAGCGCCGGCGGCCAUAACACCGACGCCUUCGACGUCGGCUCUUCAACCGGCGUCUACAUCUCAGGCGCUACUAUCAAGAACCAGGACGACUGCCUGGCCAUCAACUCGGGAACCAACAUCACCUUCACAGGCGGCUACUGCAGCGGCGGCCACGGUCUCUCCAUCGGCUCCGUAGGCGGCCGCUCCAACAACGUCGUCAAGUCGGUCAAGAUCACCAAUAGCCAAAUCGUCAACUCGGACAACGGCGUGCGCAUCAAGACCGUCUACGGCGCCACCGGAUCCGUUUCCGACAUCACUUACAGUGAUAUCAAGCUCACCAACAUCGCUAAGUACGGUAUUGUCAUCGAGCAGGAUUACGAGAACGGCAGUCCUACCGGCACCCCCACUGCUGGUGUCCCCAUCACUGGGCUCAAGGUCAGCAAGGUCACUGGAACUGUCAUGUCGAGCGGUAACGAUAUCUAUGUCCUGUGCGCUAAGGGUGCUUGCUCCAACUGGGCUUGGUCCGGUGUCAACAUCACUGGUGGCAAGAAGUCGACCAAGUGCACCAACGUUCCCAGCAGCGCUGCUUGCUAAAUGAUCUCUGUUGUUUGUGCAACCGGAUCAAAUGAGGGGGCCUGGAAGACGGCCUCUUGUACAUAGAAAAUUUCGAUUUCUGGGUUGCCAAGCUGUAUAUAUUUGCCACCAUAUUUAAGAAGCCGGGGCAUGCACCGUUUAGCUUACUGUAAUAUG